AUGGCUGCCAAAAGUGAUAAGAAAGUGAUUGUUGUGAGCAAAACGUCUGAUUUACAACGAUUGAAGCUAGAGAAAUUGAUGAAAAAUCCUGAUAAAGAGGUAUUUAUUCCUGAGAAAUCUAAAGAUCCUUCAGCUAAAAAAGCACCAGAAUUUAUACGGAAUGUUUGGGGGUCCAGUGCUGGAGCUGGAAGUGGUGAUUUUCAUGUUUAUAGAGGAGUUCGGAGAAGAGAAUAUGCCCGACAGAAAUUUAAUAAUGAAAAAGCUAAAAGGGAAGAGUUAGAUGAAGAAUUCAAAGCAAAAGUUUCUAAGAUAAAGGAGACGGAAGAAACUAAGGCUGCCAAGAAAAGAGCCAAGAGAUUAAAAAAGAAACAAAGACAGAAAGAUGCUAAGAAAAGGAAGAAGGAGGGAAAAGAAGAAGAUUCUGAGUCAGAAGAAGAAGAGGAGGAGGAAGAAGAAGAAGAAAAUGAAGAAGAGAAAAACCAAGAUACUCGAAAUCAUCCAGAUCAAGACUCACAAAAUGUUGAAAAUGUUAAAACAGAAAAUGACUGUUCAGAUAAAAAGACAAUCAGUGAAACAGAAAAUAGUCAUAAUACUUGAUGAAUUAUAUCUCUACAAUGUUUCUUGAAAAAAAAAAAAGGUGCAACAUAUUAUUAACUCUGAAAUUUGUGAUCUUCAGGAAGACAAAAAAGUGAUUUCAUGUUUACAUAGUAUUAAGAAUUAUCAUGCAUUUAUGAGAAAAAAAGGUCAUCAUUAAUAAUGCCUCUCUCCAUUAAAAAAUAUCAUCUUAUACAAUAAUAGCUGAGCUGCAUGUUAGUGUAUGUUACGUGAAAAUUUGUUUUUAAAAUAUCAUCAUGUAAGCAAAAAUGAAAUCAUGAAGC
This is a messenger RNA of Lottia gigantea (owl limpet), 878 nucleotides long. RefSeq lists its product as hypothetical. The record is from RefSeq and is a predicted model, not a curated record. Gene Ontology annotation, molecular function: protein kinase inhibitor activity; protein kinase binding; double-stranded RNA binding. The coding region runs from base 1 to 597 and encodes 198 amino acids. Gene Ontology annotation, cellular component: nucleolus. NCBI's taxonomy places the organism in Eukaryota, Metazoa, Mollusca, Gastropoda, Lottiidae. The transcript is spliced from 6 exons. Gene Ontology annotation, biological process: negative regulation of protein kinase activity.